CAAGUGGCCACGCCCAUGGUGGUGAAGAAGAUUCUAGACCUGAAGCAGCAGAACCCCUCCAUCUUCGCCUGGGAGAUCCGGGACCAGCUGCUCUCCCAGCGCGUGUGUGACGACACGACCAUCCCCAGCGUCAGCUCCAUCAACAGGAUCCUCAGGAACGCCUCGUCCACGGCCCAGACAUGCCGGGCUCACCUGGGGCCUUUGACGUCAUGGCCAGGUUCCCCGGCGCCUACCCCCAGCCUCACCUACCCCUGGUGCCCCUCUCCCAGUACCAGCACGCCUGGUACUCCCCACCUCUCCGUCCCCGGGCUCUCCUACCCCCGUCUUGUCCAGCCGCUGACGGCAGAGGGGAGGAGUGACGUCAGCUACGAGGGCCCCAGGAGGGACCUGAGCCCACGACCCGGGGACGGGGCAGUGUGUGACGGGGACUGCACGGACUGUGACUCGGGGAAAUCCCCACCACAGAAGAAACGAAAGGCUGGCAGUCGGACAGACACAGAGGUCAAAUCAAAGUCCAGAAGAGGUCAAGACGCGGACAGCGACAAGCCGUCCAGCAGUGCGGCGUCCGAUGCCGCAUGCCACGACAGAUGCGACGCUGACCAGCCCAUCGACGUAGAGGACACCAUGUCCAGCGAGGAGGACACACAGAGCGUGGGUCACCCCGAGAGCAAAGGUCACGGCCUCUGCAGCCCGGACGUCACGGAGGUCAGCACUUCACCGGACCCGACGCGCGGGAGGGGUAAGAGAAGAGACACGGUAGAGGAACAACGGCUCGCAUUCCAACCCAACACAAGAAAAACAGAGUCUGAAAGUGCCAAGACAAGCUCCGACCCCCGGCCGUUUUAUCGACGCUUCUGCACCUCACCCCCAGCCUCGCCACAGGCGCCGCCCCUGAUUUACUCAUCAAGACCGUAUCAACCAGAACCUUCCCCGUCGACGUUUCCCAUCAAACCCCGCGCCGCCCUGCACCCAGCGUUGAACAGCUACGCUCCACUUGGCCUACCCAACGCUGGCCAGAUCCUGGAGACCAAGUUGGCCCUGUUGAACAGUUACGGCUUCACGGCCAACCGGUUCCCGGGGUUCGGCCUGGCGCCCGACCCCAGACUCUGCUUCACCAGCCCGAGCUUCUUGCCUCUGAUUGGCCAGUCCAUGACCUCGUUCUGUACCAGCUCUCCGUCUUUGGUCUCCAUGUUUCCCUUACAGCUGAAAGACCACGGACCGGUUGUGACGUCAAUGUCCCCCACAUAGCCGGACGUUCUCUAAAUAAACUAAUCCAACCAAUCAGCAAUGCAGAAAUU
Molecule: messenger RNA, 1298 nt
Organism: Physella acuta
Lineage: Eukaryota; Metazoa; Mollusca; Gastropoda; Physidae
Biological process (GO): anatomical structure development; regulation of transcription by RNA polymerase II
Molecular function (GO): DNA-binding transcription factor activity, RNA polymerase II-specific; RNA polymerase II cis-regulatory region sequence-specific DNA binding
Source: RefSeq, a predicted model, not a curated record